Anguilla anguilla (European eel) is the source of this 1681-nucleotide messenger RNA. RefSeq names its product electron transfer flavoprotein subunit alpha, mitochondrial-like. The transcript has 12 exons. Gene Ontology annotation, molecular function: electron transfer activity; flavin adenine dinucleotide binding. NCBI's taxonomy places the organism in Eukaryota, Metazoa, Chordata, Actinopteri, Anguilliformes, Anguillidae. The record is from RefSeq and is a predicted model, not a curated record. Gene Ontology annotation, cellular component: mitochondrion. Bases 352 to 1353 code for a protein of 333 amino acids.
GGUAUUGGUUUAAAUAAAACGCUACACAGAUUCAUUCAUACUUAAUAUACGUGGUCUUAAUACAGGCAUAUAUUAUUAGGUUGACACAUUCAUUUGACAUAUAAGUGGAAUAUCUCCAUAUUGACUGCUCCAACCUGAACGACCCUGAAUCUAUUCUAUGCAGACGUACUGAUCUGUACAAAGGAAGGAUGGCCCAUCGCAUUUCGUUGCGGACUUAGAUGUGUCCGUGCACAAAUGAUACGUAUCGUGAUCUGCGCGGAAGUGAUCUAGAAAAACACGAAUACUCGAUUCUUGCCGUGCCGUCAGUAGUUGCGGCUGUGACGUCUGCUGCUGUGGAGGUGACAUUAAAUAAUGUAUAGAGCGGUCAACAAAACACAUUUGAGACAGCUGUCCUGUCUCUUCAAGAGAUGUCAGAGUACCUUGGUAGUAGCAGAGCACAAUAAUGACAAUUUGUCCCCAAUCACACUAAGUGCGAUUACUGCUGCCAGUAAGCUCGGUGGAGAGGUGUCCUGUCUUGUUGCGGGAACCAACUGCACUAAGGUUGCAGAAGAAAUCAGUAAAGUCCAGGGUGUCCAAAAGGUUUUUGUGUCUCAACAUGAUGCGUACAAAGGCUUACUUCCAGAGGAGUUGACACCACUGAUUUUGGCCACCCAGCAGCAGUUUAAUUUUACACACAUCUGUGCAGGAGCGUCUGCUUUUGGGAAAAAUCUCCUUCCUAGAGUUGCUGCCAAGCUGGAUGUUGCUCCAAUCUCUGACAUCAUCGAGAUCAAAUCCCCUGAUACUUUUGUCAGGACCAUCUAUGCUGGGAACGCUGUCUGCACGGUCAAGUGCAACGAGAAUGUGAAGGUCUUCACGGUGAGGGGGACCUCUUUUGAGCCCGCGCCACUGGAAGGAGGCAGCGCUGCAGUGGAACAAGUUUCCCCCUCUGAUCCCGCGGGCAUGUCCGAGUGGCUGGAACAGAAUUUAUCCAAGAGUGACCGCCCAGAGCUCACCAGCGCAAAGGUGGUGGUGUCUGGAGGCAGAGGACUGAAGAGUGGGGACAACUUUAAGCUCUUAUAUGACCUGGCUGACAAAAUGAAUGCUGCAGUCGGAGCAUCCAGAGCUGCUGUUGAUGCUGGAUUUGUUCCCAACGACAUGCAGGUUGGACAGACGGGGAAGAUCGUGGCACCUGAACUUUACAUCGCUAUUGGGAUUUCAGGAGCCAUUCAGCAUCUGGCUGGAAUGAAGGACAGCAAGACCAUUGUUGCCAUUAACAAGGACCCAGAAGCUCCAAUUUUCCAAGUCGCUGACUUUGGUUUAGUUGCUGAUCUUUUCAAGGUUGUCCCUGAAAUGACCGAAGCUUUGAGUAAGUGAUGCGGCACAGGAAAAUCAUCCAGCACCAAGCUAUUCUCAGCCCUAAAAUGUGACCAUAACCUCUCCUCAUGCACAACAAAUACCUCCUGGAAAUAAUAGACUUUUUUCAUUUAUGCAAUAAAGAAUAGAAGUUGUUGGAAUUCUAAGUCGUGUGUGAUUUUUCCAAUGCUCUGAUGAAUUACCUGUAUUCAGUGGUUGUUUCAUACAAAAUAUGAGUUGUAUUGCUACCAAAACAAAGAAUUAUGACAGUUCUUUAAAGUAUCAUUUUAAAAUAUUCAAUAAAAUGGAAUGCACUGUAUAAAUAAAGCAUUGCCUUUUUUGUGCUAAA